AUGGCUCAGUUUGGUAUCACAUACUAUCGCGAUGAGAGUCCAAUAGAUGUUCUGAAUGCAAUACAGGUAAAAUAAUGAAAAGUGCUGCAAGAAAAUGGUUUUAUAUUAAUCGUGUCGGGUUUAACGUAUUUUAUCAGUAGAGUAGACGAGUCUCCAAUCAGCCAUCGAGGAGACUAACUGAUGUUUUCCCAUUUGCAGUUUGAACUUGAUAGUGCAAGGAAAUUAGUGGGAAUUCGAACAAUGCAGUUAAGGCUGCGAAUGCAUCAUGAUCUGUUGGUCACAAGGUUAGUGUUAGUUGGACGGAGACCAAAAUGCCAAGGCUAGGAAAACAAAUAGGAUGUAUAUACCAGUUAAUAUGGAGAGCAGUUUGCUAUAUACAAGGAGUAACUUUGUAUUGCUGUUGUUUCAGUUUUUUUGUUUCUGUCGUUUGUUUGUGUAUUUUUAGUUUUCUGCUUCUUUUGGCACGCGCUAGAUGCACCAACCCUGUUACUUGUUUCCACAGAGACCAAGUUCAUAGCAUCAUGACUUUGACCGAUUAUGAUGGUUUGCAGAAGAGGCGGCAUCGUGUUUUACAGCGACGUAUAUUUUUCUCAAAGGUGUGUAUGUCACUAGUGAAGUGAAAUCAAAAAAAAAUUCCUUUAUUGACGAGUAUUAUUAGUCAGAUUGUUAUUUAGCCUAUGGCUAUGCAUUGUGGCAGGAUAAGCUUAAAAACUGAGAAAUGAAAGCACUCCCUUUGUUAUGAACUAAAUAGUGCCCAUUAAUUAGCACUUUGUUGCUAGAUAUAUUGACACACAAAUAAAAGCGAUUUUUGGCCUUCAGGGAAGUAACUGGGUUUGGUCUAUCGAUGGAUAUGACAAGUUCCAGGCAUUUGGCAUUUACAUCCACGGUGCUAUGGAUACUUUCUCCCGACGCUUGCUUUGGCUAAGGGUUUACAAUAGCAACAAGGACCCAGCGGUGAUCGCUUCUUAUUUUUUUGAUUUCAUAACGGAAGAAAAAGGUACUGCGUGGUUAUUUAUUUUUUGGGUUUUACAAUCUUCCCGCCCUAAUUUAAUGGCUUUUUUUUAGUGUUUCCGGUCAGGACUAGAACGGACUAUGGUGUAGAAGCGUGUAUUCUCGCCCAAUGCCAGAUCUUUCUCAGAAGGCAACAUAGAGACGCCUUUGCAUUUGAUAAUGCUCACUACAAUGGCCGUUCAGAACUCAAUCAGGUUAGGCCAGGUACUCCUUUGAGUACUCGAAUAAGCCCGCGCUCAUUAGUUUCACUUGAUUGACACGAUGCGAUGAUCUAUUAUCUCCUCUUAGACAAUCGAGGCUUGGUGGUCUCGUCAGCGCCGUUACAAUUCACAGUACUGGCUCGAUGAACUUCAAGUAAGAAAUGUUUGAAUGACUGUGCACUGACAACUAGUAAUUGUAUUUGUGCCGCAGUAUUACUGUAUCUGCAUUCAAAGUUAAAACUGAAUCAUUUUUUUUUCUCAGACACUUCAAGAGAGUGGCCUUUGGGAGCGCGAUGAUAUUAUUGACCGGUAAGUGGAGGACCGACACCAAGAAUGAGUCUAGUUAUCCAUGCUGCAGUUAAUAAUGUUGGCGUGCGUUGUGUUUCUGGAAGAACGAACUAGCCAUGAUUACUAUUACAUGCACCUUCCACAACUGUUGUUUUUUCUCAGUGCACCUCCUGUCUAUUCAUAGAUGGAUAUUGCUGUACGUAUACAUUCCACUACUGGAAACGGAAUUGGCGGAUUUAAAAAUGGCGUACAAUGCCCACAAAAUAAGAAAACAGAAAGGAAAACUCAGACCGGAUGGUGUACCAGAUGACAUGUACUACUUCCCAGAGCGAUUUGGUAAGUAAUAGGCCUUUAGAUAGAUAAGUCAUGCAUCCACGGUCAAAGUAUUCACAAACUAUGUGAAAGGCUCUGUAAAGUAUCCUUGUAAUUGAUAUUUAUUAAUAUCAAUAAUAUCAAAAUUAAUUUGUUUUGAAGGUGGUCAGGAAGAAGGUUUUGUGCCAUCAGAUAAUGACCUGCAACGGAUUGCCACACAGCAUGGCCUGGGAAGGCCUCUUCCCGACUAUAUUCCAGAUGAAGUACGAACCGUGUCCAGCAAUUGGUGCAGAAGUCAUGGGGUCACUGUUACAGUUGCAAAUGCAGCUACUGUGUAUCAACAUUUAAGACAAUAUGUUAAAGAUAAGAUAAGUUAA
Molecule: messenger RNA, 2188 nt
Organism: Porites evermanni
Lineage: Eukaryota; Metazoa; Cnidaria; Anthozoa; Scleractinia; Poritidae
Source: the annotation of a GenBank genome assembly